GGUCUUCCGCCUUCCCGUGGUUCCCGAGCGGGAAGGUGAAGGCGAAGGACGGCUUGUACAAUGGCUGCCUACUUGACACACCAGCAGAAAGUGCUCCGACUUUACAAACGGGCUCUGCGGCACUUGGAGUCCUGGUGCAUCUUCAGAGAUAAAUACCGUUUUUAUGCCUGCAUGCUGCGAGCAAGAUUUGAUGAACAUCGAGAUGAAACAGACAUGGUCAAGGCUACUAAGCUGCUGAAAGCUGGUGAGGAAGAAUUCUGGUCAAUGCAACAUCCUCAACCCUACAUUUUCCCCGAUUCUCCUGGAGGCACAUCCUAUGAGAGAUAUGACUCCUACAAGAUACCAGAAUUCUAUCUAGAUUAUUGGCAUCCAUCUGAGAAGGCAAUGUACCCAGAUUACUUUGCCAAACGAGAACAAUGGAAGCAGCUGCGUCUUAUGAGUUGGGAUAAAGAGGUGAAGCAACUGCAGGAGGAAGUGACUGAAAAUCCUGAGAGUGAGGUUCUGCCUCCAGCUCGUAAAGAAGGUGAUCUUCCUCCACUGUGGUGGAACAUUGUCACAAGACCCCGUGAACGGCCAACAUAGAGGCAGACCAACUGAAGCGGAUGGCUAAAAAUGUCAGUGUUGUCAACAGCAGAGUAUUUGACAGUUGACAUUGUUUCAAAACAAACUCAAUGAAGUCUAAUAAAUAUCUAAAAUUUAAA
Messenger RNA from Pristis pectinata (smalltooth sawfish), 701 nucleotides. RefSeq names its product NADH:ubiquinone oxidoreductase subunit B9 (gene ndufb9). Gene Ontology annotation, biological process: mitochondrial electron transport, NADH to ubiquinone. The record is from RefSeq and is a predicted model, not a curated record. Lineage: Eukaryota; Metazoa; Chordata; Chondrichthyes; Rhinopristiformes; Pristidae. Bases 61 to 582 code for a protein of 173 amino acids. The transcript is spliced from 4 exons.